This is a messenger RNA of Nothoprocta perdicaria, 3170 nucleotides long. RefSeq names its product HMG-box containing 4 (gene HMGXB4). NCBI's taxonomy places the organism in Eukaryota, Metazoa, Chordata, Aves, Tinamiformes, Tinamidae. The record is from RefSeq and is a predicted model, not a curated record. The transcript has 11 exons. The coding region runs from base 124 to 1884 and encodes 586 amino acids.
CGCCCCGGGGGCAGAGGCGCGGGCUGCAGCGAGGCCGGAGCCCGCUCGACUUUUUGCCGUAGACGGGAACAGGGGAAGGAGCCCAGACGUGGCAACACAUUCUCAGGCUCCUGCAGGACCACCAUGGCUUAUGAUGACUCCAGGAAGAAAGAAGAGUUCCUAGGGAGUGGCCGAAGUGUUGAUGGCGUGAGGUUGGCAGCUGGCAGGACACAGCGAGAGAGGAAACACUCUUAUGAGGAUCCACUGCAAGAGGAGAAGGAGAUAGCAGCUCAGGACAGCAAGCUUGUCUUUCUGAGGACAGAACCUCACAAGAAGAAGCGAAAGCACUCCUCCGAUGAGUUCACCCACAGAGAUCUUUCGCCCUUGGAUCUACCAUCAAAGAAGAAGAAAAAGGCAGUUUCCAGCCCACCCUCUGCUGAUAAAAACAUGGAUCUACUCAAAGCUAUCACCUCACCAAUGGCCACCAGCUCGAAGUCUUCAAAGAAAUCUUCUGAAAAAUCAUCGUCUCAUUCUUCCUCUGGCCAUUCCGAAGGCAGAAAGGAGCACCACAAGAAGAAGUUGAGUGGAAGCAGUGGGGAGCACUCAGUGGACGAUGGCAGCUACCACAAAUCUAAAAAAAUGAAACCUCUCUAUGUGAACACAGAGACACUUACUCUCCGGGAACCUGAUGGCUUGAAGAUGAAGCUCAUCCUUUCACCGAAGGAGAAAGGAAGCAGUGCAGCAGACAAGGAGUCUUUCUCCUACUCUUCAUCACCAGCAACUGUAAAGAAAUCUUCGAAGAAAUCAGCUCGAGAUGAGCAAGGCUCAUUGGUCCUGGGUAAUGAGCUACAGAGCUUCCUGAAGUCAGCCAGGAAGAAGCAUAAGCCACUUCCAGAUCCUCAUCCACCUUCUGAGGGGAGUAGUGCUGACACCUCCCUUUUUUCAGAGGGCCAUGGGAGUGAAUAUGAUGCUUCAGGACUGGAAGCACCACCAGAAUCUGGUUCAUCUUCUGGUGGUGAGUUAGAGGCUGGAGAGCUAGUGAUAGAUGACUCCUACCGGGAAAUCAAGAAGAAGAAGAAGUCAAAAAAAAGUAAGAAGAAAAAAGAUAAGGAGAAACACAGAGAGAGGAAGCACUCUAAAUCUAGAAGGAGUUCUGGACACCCUGUGGCAGAAGCAACAGCAUCACCACCACCUCCUACAAGUGCUCCCUAUGUUCUUCCUCCACCUCCUCCUGUUUUUCAUUCAGAUGGACAGAGUGAGAAGAAGAGGAGAAAGGAAGACAAGGAAAAAGAAAAAGCAGAGAAAUGGGAGAAGCCAAAGAAGAAGAAUAUGUCUGCAUAUCAAGUAUUCUGUAAGGAAUAUCGUACAAAUAUUCUGUCUGAUCACCCUGGAAUAGAUUUUGGAGAGCUGAGCAAAAAACUGGCGGAAGUAUGGAAGCAGCUACCUGAUAAGGAUAAACUGAUCUGGAAACAGAAAGCUCAGUACCUACAGCACAAACAGAAUAAAGCAGAGGCCACCACYGUGAAGAGGAAGUUAUCAUCUUCAGACGGUGCACCAAAAGUAAAAGCUUCUCCAACAGGUGCGCUUUCUCCUCAUAAGAAAUCCCCCACUAGCACCGUGGUGGUGCCUGCUUCGCCAGCCAAAGUGCCUGAGACGGAUCCAAUCGAUGUCGCUGCGCACUUGCAGUUGCUGGGUGAAUCUCUGAGCCUCAUUGGUCACAGGCUGCAGGAAACAGAGGGAAUGGUGGCUGUUUCAGGAAGUUUAUCAGUACUUCUAGAUUCAAUCAUCUGUGCUUUGGGCCCUUUAGCCUGUCUGACAACACAGCUGCCUGAGUUGAAUGCCUGCCCUAGGCAAGUUUUGUCAAACACACUAGACAACAUCGCCUACAUCAUGCCUGGACUUUGACAGGAAGAGAUCCUGGGAUGUGCUCAGCCUCUGCAUAAGGGACUCGUGUGCAUAUGCACCACACCGGCACUCUCUCUGUGUAGGGUUUUAACAUUUUAUAUCUGUAUAGUAUAUACAUAGGAUUGACUUCUAUUAAUUUUAUGAAAAGUUGUGAAGUUAAGCUGAGAGUGCCCCUUUCUAUUGGUGGAUGAAAUGUACACCAAUCUGAAAGUAUUUAAUGAAGAAAUGAGAAAGUUUUUGAGAAACUAGUCUUAAAUUCAUAUGUUGAUGGGGGAAGCAGCCAGAGGAUUGACUUCUCGAUAUGCUAAAAAAAAAAAUGGUUACUGUAAAAGUGGUUAGUGGAACCAGAAGGAUGUGGAAUCUCCAUCCUUGAUGAUAUUCUGAAAUUGUCUGAGUAGCCUGCUCUAGUUCGACUUUCUUUAAGCAGAGGUGGACAAGGUGACCUCCUGAUACAUCUUGAAUUGGAAGGUUAAUUAUUCUGUGGACAGUUAGAGAUGCCAGUUUAUUUUGGACCAAGGAGUAAAAAUGAACUGUCCUCAUAAGCCCUGUUUCUGUUUUCAGUUUAAAGUCUACCACUUUAGGGUAGGCUUUUCCCCUUGAGGGAAAGGCUAGAUAGCUGAAAAGAGAUACAGACAUCUUUAUGAUAAGAAAUAGAUGUCUUUACCUCUCAAUCACAACUUCCAAGCUUCCCUCUUCAGUGACUGAUGAUCGAAAGUUGUUGGCAUCAGCUGGUUGGUCUGGUAGUUUGCAAUGGGUUUAAAGUUGAAAAUGGCAACAAAUUUGUGCUUUUCAUGUGGACUUGCAUCAAAUUGCCAUUAGUGUGAGAUAUCAACAGCUUGCACUGACUUGUGAGGAUGAACAUCCUGCUGAUUUUUCCAGGGCAUGGGCAGCCCACUUUAAUGCAGAGGAGAGCAUGGCAGCAGAUGGGAGAAACCUGAAUUGCCUCUGCUCAUCUUGCACAUGUUUUGUGAACAGAGGACUUGAGUUUCUGAGAUCGCUGAUCCCACCUCUUUCACCAGCAGUAUUGAAAGAGCCACGGUGCCACUGUGAGGCAGUACUAAUGACCAGUUUGAAGCAGCAAUGAGUGAUCGAUUCCCCUUCCUUCCAGCCACAUACAUGGUAUUUUGGUUUUCUGCUGCUCUAGGAAAGGAGAUGCAGGAAAGUACUGGAUUCUCAUAUAGGCCUCUGUGUGUCUGUAUGUAUGUGUAUGUGGUGUUCAUAUCGUGUAUUUUUUAUCAAUAUCUGUAACAGAUUUAAUUUAUCCUGUAUAUUUCUCUGUGUGUGUG